AUGGUUCACGCCCAUGCCCCCCAUUUUCUGUGGCCCUACGCGGUUCGGUACACUGCUCACCAGCUAAACCUCUGGCCACGUGUCUCUCGGCCAGAGGUUUCACCGGAAAGUCUUUGGAUCGGGUCCCUUGGUGCUUCGUCGCGCUUUCGUGUCUGGGUUUGCUUGGCACUUGUUCGUGACACCUCCGCGGGCAAGAUCUCGCCUCGCGCCGUUCUUUGUGUCUUCCUUGGUUUCCCAAAGGACUCCUCAGACUUCACCUUUUACCACCCUCCCCUUCAUCAGUUUUUUUACUCCUGUGACGUCCGUUUCGACGAGUCUAUCCCCUACUACGUCAGGUACCCCUGUCGAGGUCUCCCGGUUCCUCCUCCCCCUCUCUUCCUGACUUCCGCUCCCCCUCCUGCUCCCCAAGUACAGCCUCCCCCCCCUAGUCCAGCCCCCUCAGAUGUGUCCCACGCUACCCCUACCCCUUCGGUAGCCCCUCAGGUACACCCUCCUUCCCCGCAGUCCUCCUCACAGCCUACUGCAGACCCUGCGGGAGCCGCUGAUCGUGGCGAGGACCCUGGAGGUGCUAGCUCUAGAGGAGUUGGAGUUGGAGCUGAGAGCGUACCUGUGCGAGGUCCUGGUUCUGGGGGUGCUGGAGUUGGAGCUGAGCCCGCCAGUCUUCGCCGUGCACGUGAGGAGCAGCUGGAGUUGGAGAGAGAGAGCCUAGAGUUGGAGCGGCAGCAGCUGGAGCUACGGCAGCUGGAGGAGCAGCAGCAGCAGCAGCAGCCGCAGCCGGAGGAGCAGCAGCAGCAGCCGCAGCCGGAGGAGCAGCAGCAGCAGCAGCAGCAGCAGCAGCCGCAGCCGGAGGAGCAGCCGCAGCAGCAGCAGCAGCAGCAGCAGCAGCAGCAGCAGCAGCACUAG
Messenger RNA from Closterium sp. Yama58-4, 903 nucleotides. Lineage: Eukaryota; Viridiplantae; Streptophyta; Zygnematophyceae; Desmidiales; Closteriaceae. The record is from the annotation of a GenBank genome assembly.